GAGUUUGAAAUGAAAAAUUCAAAAUGUCAAGUCGUAAACAUGACAGUGAUGGGUUUCAAAUAGUUUCAUCGAAAAAAUCAUUUAAAAACAAAUCAACAAAGGUACCAAGACAACCAUCUGAUUUUCUAAAUUCUAAAUCGUUAAAUAUUGAUAUUGAAAAAGCUUACAAAAAAAUCAUAUCUGCUGUGGACGUGUUAAAGGAUUCUCAAUUUUCUAAAGACGUAAUUAAAUCAGUGAGUAACAUUGUAUUGGAUAGAAAGAUCGAAGAGCUGGUUUGUUUCGGUCUCGGAAGUAUAGGAGAAUGCAAUAUUUCAAGGUAUCAGCUAGCAUUACUACUGUGUCUGAAGGACGCUUUUGAAAUACAUAAUAUACUUCUCCACGAUCCAAUAUUUAGUACGCAGGAGUGCGAUAUUUUAAAACGCUUAAAAUUGACUGUAAUUGAGAAUAACAGUGAAGGCGAUUAUGUAAUAUCAAAACAAGGUGUAACUAUUGUCUAUUUACCUCACUGUCCUAAGCAAUUAACAAAUAAUUUUCUCUGGAGCAACUGGAGUACACAUUUGGAAAAUUGCAUUCUGCUAUGUAAUAGUUUUACAUCACUUAUAGAAAAUCAACUAAGCAGAGUCCUAUCAGAAUCUGUUCCAUAUAUACAGAAUAUAUUUCUUUACACAACUGAGGUGUCAUUAGAAAAUAAUUUUGUGUACAAAGAUAUUUUUAAUGAUACCUCAAUUCAUUACUUUCCAAGUGAUAAGUUAAAAUUGGCUCCUGUUGACUUCUGGUUGCAACAAAAAAAGCCAGAAUACAAAGACACUGAAGAGUUUAUUACAUCUUUUAUGAUUGAGAAAUUAAAUAUUGUUUGAAGGUCUGAAAUGGCAUCAAUUUCAUCAAAAACUGCAUUGACUACCCUACGACAGCUGUUAUCAGAAUUACGUAAGCAGAGUUCAAGUCCAAAGUUGGCUGAGAACCAAAUGGCAAGAUACAUAUUGAGCCAAUA
Molecule: messenger RNA, 991 nt
Organism: Pieris rapae (cabbage white)
Lineage: Eukaryota; Metazoa; Arthropoda; Insecta; Lepidoptera; Pieridae
Product: protein FMC1 homolog
Exons: 2
Coding region: 24-857 (277 amino acids)
Biological process (GO): microtubule-based process
Cellular component (GO): nucleus; cytoplasm; mitochondrion
Source: RefSeq, a predicted model, not a curated record